Molecule: messenger RNA, 528 nt
Organism: Gongylonema pulchrum
Lineage: Eukaryota; Metazoa; Nematoda; Chromadorea; Rhabditida; Gongylonematidae
Source: the annotation of a GenBank genome assembly
AUGUUUGUGCACUAUCCUCUCUGUAUAGGAUAUAUCAUCGCGCUUACAAUCAAUGGGCUUUGCCUAUCACUGAAUGCAAAGAAGGCAACCAUUGGGCAAAUUCGGAACGUAUGCUUAUGCAAGACGACUGCUGGAAAUUUUGUAUAUCAUGGCCCAUUGCCACAUAUUGGAAGAUAUAAGCCUUCACGCGGAGCCACUUACUUCUCACCGCCUGAGUUGAAAAUGGAGUUGCUUCAGCGGCAGCUUGCAAUCCAAUGUCGUGCGGAGCCGUCACUCUAUCCAGAUGUUCCACAAAAUGUGGAAUACUUCCAGAAUCUUGUGCCACUGGAAAACAUCAAAUUUACGGGCGGUCACGUGGAUCGUGGUAUUUUUGGGACGCACAUAACAACUGUGUACAAAGCGAUCAAUGUGCGUGAUGGAAUGCCGUACUGCCUGAGGCGAAUUCACAAUCAACUCAGAAGCAAGGAUCCACAUACAGCCAUGUUCGCGGGUGUUAGCACGCUGUGCACUCGAUCUGAUCUCUUUUAG